AUGGCCGCGGGUCCCCCACCGCGCGGCGCCGCCGAGGCGGAGCCCCUGCUGGACACGUCCGCGCGACUCGUGGACAUCAAAAACGCGCGUCGCAUCGCGCAGUUCCUCACCUCCGUCAUCGCGCUCGCCACCUUCGUCGUGCUCGCCAUCCACAACGGGACCGGCCGCGGGUCCUGGGGCGGUGUCGUGGACUCGCGCCCGAGCACGUCCGCGUCGCCCGUUCACGGCAUGCCCUACGUCCCGAUCACCGGGCGCUCGAGGCUCGCGAGACGCGUCGACGAUACCCCGGACGCCACGCGCCGAGCCCUGAGGCGCGAGCGGCUCGAGAUCGACGAGCUCGUCGCGCGCCUGGGCGCGGCUGCAGCUUCGGAAAAGGCGCAGCGUCGUCAGGCCGCAUCGGACGCGCCCACCGUCGCGGCGGACGGCGCGGCCGGGACACCGCCGACGGAGACACCGACGAACGAAUCCCCCGCGCACCACGCAUCCAAAGACCGAACGACGCCCCCGGAGACGGACUGGGUCACGCCGAUGUACCUCCUCCACGUUCCCGACGACCCGGCGGAUGAGGCGAGGCUUCGCACCGAUCUCGUCAAGCUCGUCGCCGCGCACGGCGUCGCCGCGGUGAAGAAGAACGUGCGGCUCACGCCGACGGUGGACGCCACGCGGUGGCCCCACGACCUGGACGAAGCCGUGUACGCGCUCAAGUCGGUGUUCGGCGAACUCGGCUUCGACUAUCGCGAACCCGACCUGACGCUCGUCAAGGACUUGCCGUGGAUCAAAGCAAUCGACGCCCGGUCCAAGCGAGGUAAGCUUCGCGAACCCUGGAACGGCGACCUCGUCGCGUCCCGCGUCAGCGCGCUCUUCUCGCACAUGGCGCAGUGGCAACUCGCCCGGGAUAACGGCAACGAGCACACCUACGUCGUCGACGCGAGGGACGGGUUGAACCCGUGGCUGUUAUCCGUCCCCGUCGGUGCCUUGGGUUCAAUCGCGCACAACGCGCCGAAAGAUUACGACGUCGUCUUCGUCAACCAGCCGUUGUUCACCGGCGGCAGAAUGUUCUCCCGGUUCCCCGAUUUCGACGGCAACACCGUACAGCUGCACGAGUGGGAGCAGCGAGGCGUGGUGGGUUUAGGGACGUACCUGUUCAGCGACAGGUUCGUGGAGAAGGUUUUCAAACACGUCGCGGCGCACGGAGCGGAUGACUUGGACUGGUGGCUGGUGGACCGCAUGUGCACCGCGGAUUCGGUGAACGACGCCGGGGUGUUCGUCGGGUUCGACGACGCGAAGGACGCGACGUCGCCGAUGCUGAGGUGCUACCACGCGCUGGGGGUGUUGGAUGAGGGGGAGAACGGCGGGGGUUUAAGGUUUAAGAAGCGAGAAGGAAGGCGGGGGCGGAGAGAGUGGGAAGCCGCGGCGGAUACGGCGGGGGGCGGCGGCGACGCCGGCGUGGUGGCGUCGGUCGGGGCGAGGGAGGGACGCGGUAACCCGCUGGGUCUGAGGGGCGAGACGUACGCGCGCGCGGCGGAUUGGAUAGUGCGACGCGCCAAGGAGGCCGAGACGGUGAGGGAGCUCACGUCCGAGGCGUAG
Messenger RNA from Micromonas commoda, 1587 nucleotides. RefSeq lists its product with no specific name. Lineage: Eukaryota; Viridiplantae; Chlorophyta; Mamiellophyceae; Mamiellales; Mamiellaceae. The record is from RefSeq and is a predicted model, not a curated record. Bases 1 to 1587 code for a protein of 528 amino acids. The transcript has a single exon.